Megachile rotundata (alfalfa leafcutting bee) is the source of this 2096-nucleotide messenger RNA. RefSeq lists its product as uncharacterized. The record is from RefSeq and is a predicted model, not a curated record. Gene Ontology annotation, molecular function: olfactory receptor activity; odorant binding. Gene Ontology annotation, biological process: sensory perception of smell; detection of chemical stimulus involved in sensory perception of smell. NCBI's taxonomy places the organism in Eukaryota, Metazoa, Arthropoda, Insecta, Hymenoptera, Megachilidae. Gene Ontology annotation, cellular component: plasma membrane.
UUUAUUAAUAAUUGAGCACAGUAAUUUCAUUAAUAUAGCACAACGGUGUAGUGUAAUUGUCAUCGACGUUGAUGGCACAUGGAUCUGAUGUUACUGUUGUAUCAAGUUAAUGAUACUGAUAUCCAAAACUCAUCUCUUAUAAAUGAGUGGGAUUCGAGUAAUAGUUAAGAUAAGUCGCGGACAAAUUUUUCAUAUAAAAUUAGAAAUGUUGAGGUUGGUGAGAAAAAUUCAUGCAAUCCGAUUAUGGUAGAUAUCACGUACCAGACUAUGUUCACUGUGCAAGCACAAAAUACAGUUAAUGUUAAUAUAAAUUACCUUGACUCUUUCUAGCACAAAUCCCGGUUACACCGAGUCACUCGACAUAAAUCUGUACCGUUCUUGCAAUCGCAAGGGAAAUAAUUCAGGUUCGAGCGAUAAUUCUUUCACAAAUCCUCACCAGCGAAUGCAACAAAGUCACCCGCUUACUACUCGAGGGUCCCUCGUCGCUACACGACAGCUUCAUGGAUUACUUAAAGCUACCAAGUACAGUUCUGCUACCGAAUGCUAAACAAUAUCGUGUCAUUUUCAAUAUAACACAAUAACGAAUAUCCGUCAGUGCAUCGAUAGGGUUGGUAAAAUGAUUGACGCCUCGAACGACUGGAACUAUCUUACCCUGCGAUACUGGACUGAAUUAUUCAAUAGCAUCAUUUACGGGAGUUGAUACGACAAUGACCCUAUAAGGUACACCUCCCAUUCAUUUGCCGAAGUAUUAUAUUUCGAACGCGACGGUUGUACGGUGUCGUACCAGUGAAAAUGUCCGCGAUUGAGGCAGACGAAAACAGUACGCGCGAUACUUGUUACAUUCAUUAAUUCUCGCUCAUCUUAAUACAGUAAUUAUGAGUAGGUUCAUUCGUCUACUUACGACACUUAAUAAUCGAAUUAUCGCGAAAGUGUUAAUUUAUAUUUACUGUAACUUGGAUAGUCAUUUUGAAGACCGAGUUAAAAUUCUGAGUAAAGCACAGAUAUUCAGCAUUUCAGAAUCAAGGAGCUAAGGAUGUAUUCGAUCUCCACCACUACAAAUCGCUUAAAAAAUAUUUAAUCAUGCUCGGAUUGAAUCUGUACAAUGAGACACGGGGAAGUAGAAUCAGACAGAAGGUGGUGGUCUGCACCUUAGUCUUAGGCAUAAUACCUAUGGUAAAACACAUUUACAAUUUUAUACUUCGCAGGUCGACAUUCGAAAUUAUAUUAAAGACUUGUUUAACCUACUUCAGACAUUUUUAAAUAGUCAACAGCAGUUAUCUGUGAAUGUUUUGUGAUUCUCUUCACAUUUUUUUAUUACCUUUUUUCCAAAAGUGUAAUAUUAACUUAUCUGUGAUUCCACAGUUUUUAGAGUUAUGUGUAGUAAUCCGAGACACAGACUUCGACGGAAUGAUCGAUCAAGCGCCUCAUCUAAUCCUGACCAUUUGUAGUCUCAUUAAAUUCGAGAACAUUGUCCUCAACAAGAAACACAUUAGAUUAUUGCUAAAUAUUAUUCUAAAUGACUGGAAGAUAAUGGCAAAUGAACUACCGGUGUUGGAGAAAACAACUGCACAAGGGAACAGACUUGCCUAUUUAUAUAGAGUUACCUUACUGACGGCCGUUAUAUGUUUUAUAUAUAUUCCACUAAUAAAUCCGACAUUGGAUUUAAUAAUGCCACUGAAUGAAACUCGACCGAAGCAACAAUUAUACGGUGUUUGCUACAUAUUUAUAGAUAUCGACGACCAUUUUACCAGUGUUUUUCUGCAUUUGAGUUGGACCGCGUUCGUGAUAGUGUACAAUGUCGCUGCAGUAGAUUCUUUAUACAUAUUAAUCAUUCAUCACGUUUGUGGAUUGUUUGAUGUAUGUGGAUACCAGAUUGAAAUGGCAUUAGCAGAAAAUAAAGUACAGUACCAUCAGUUCAAGCUAUGCGUGAUAACCCAUCACAAAGCUCUGGAGUUAGUACCGAUUACAUUAAACUGUAAAUUAAGUAUCUUAUUGAUGCGUUAUUCGAUUCUAGGUUUUUCGGUUACCUACAAAAAUGUACUCAGAAUAUGUUCCUACUGUUGGUGGCAAUAAACAUGAUACUCAUCAGACGGGAG